AUGUUUGCCGAAGAGCCAACGCAGCUUCAAACGGAGGAAGACGACCUAAAGAGGGGAGAUGGAUUCAUCGUUGGAGCCGCUUAUAGUGGCCCAGAUUUCCAGCCGCGCGAGCCUGUUGCGAUAGGGGAGCCUCCACUAUUUGCAAUGCAGAAUGUCUCCAUCUUGCCGCCGCAGGCCCGGAAGCCAAUUAGUUCAGCUUACCGCCAAUUCACUUCACAGAUGCAGAAAGCUGCAGUGGAGUACUGCACAACGAACAACUUGAACUGCAGCGAACAGCAUGCCCUCCAGACAGCUAUUUCUGUGGCACUGAGGACAUCUCCGGCAGCCUCCAUGUUCAGGCAGAUCUCAGCAUCUCUCAGUGCAGUUGAGGUAAUGAUGCAUUAUAUACUGCCUCGAAAGCUGAACUGGAGAGAUGGCUCUCCUGAGGAGCUUUGUUCGCGUCACGAAAAGCCCGCAGCCACUAAUACCCCUGGACACCAGUACAUUGCCCAUGAACCAUACAACCUCGACGGCGGAUACCACUUGACGUCGAGAUUGGGGAGCUCUCUUUCGUUCGAGAAAAUAAUACCUACGAUUGAUCCUCUGGACAGGUCGUCUAAUAUGCUGUAUCUGUACAAAUCCGAAGAAGGCAAGACUGCCAGCGAGAUACUGAAGUCUUCACACGUGGCAGUCAGCGCCAUCCCGGUAUAA
Eimeria tenella is the source of this 690-nucleotide messenger RNA. RefSeq lists its product as uncharacterized. The transcript is spliced from 3 exons. The coding region runs from base 1 to 690 and encodes 229 amino acids. Lineage: Eukaryota; Apicomplexa; Conoidasida; Eucoccidiorida; Eimeriidae. The record is from RefSeq and is a predicted model, not a curated record.